GGCAGCCCGGGUCCGGCUGGGAAGCUGCUGAGGAGGAAGGAAGGGACCGCACGCUGCAGCCCCUGGGCCAGGCACUGGCAGGGGGCGCCAAGCGGAGCAGUGGCCGGCUGGAGGAACCUUCGGGCUGCGAGGGCGCGAGCCCUCCUCCACCAGGCGGAGGCUCCGUCAAGCUCCUUCACCCCACAGCCUCUGAGGAGCGCUCCUCUGGCUCCGGCUUCACAGCUCAGGGCGCCGCUGUUGGGGGUUCCUGGAAGAUUAGGGCACUUUGAAGACAGAAGACCAGGUCCCGGGAGAGCCUGCAGGCCUGGGCUGUGCUCGGCCACUCGGCCGCCCUGUGACCUUGGCCACCUUAGACAGCCUUCCAGCACCUUGCUCUCCUCCCCUGUAAAAUGGGGACAGCAGUCAUACUGACCUGAGAGCAUUUCUCGAUUGCUGAAGGAGGAAGUUUGGCACCUGGCACACUCUUGGAAACAGCUCCCUGUGGUGCUGAGUCUGGAGUCCCCAUGGCCUCGCUGAGCAGAGCCCUGCGUGUGGCCGCCACAUGCCCUCGCUGGAGCCGGACGCGGGGCCUGGGGCUGCGCGCCCUGACCGGCCAGGCCGGCCCCACCGCCGAGAAGAGCGUGCCGUACCGGCAGACCCUGAAGGACCCCCAGGGCCCCUCGACGGUGGCCCGGGGCCCAAGCCAGCCCCUGCCCAGCACAGCCCACGUGGUGGUCAUCGGCGGGGGCAGCUUGGGCUGCCAGACCCUGUACCACCUGGCCAAGCUGGGCGUGAGCGGGGCAGUGCUGCUGGAGCGGGAGCGGCUGACCUCCGGGACCACCUGGCACACGGCAGGCCUGCUGUGGCAGCUUCGGCCCAGCGACGUGGAGGUGGAGCUUCUGGCCCACACCCGGCGUGUGGUGAGCCACGACCUGGAGGAGGAGACGGGGCUGCACACGGGCUGGAUCCAGAAUGGGGGCCUGUUCAUAGCAUCCAACCGGCAGCGUCUGGAUGAGUACAAAAGGCUCAUGUCGUUGGGCAAGGCGUAUGGCGUGGAGUCCCACGUGCUAAGCCCGGCCGAGACGAAGGCACUGUACCCGCUGAUGAACGUGGACGACCUGUAUGGGACCCUGUAUGUGCCGCAUGACGGUACGAUGGACCCGGCCGGCACGUGUACCGCCCUCACCAGGGCUGCUGCUGCCCGGGGAGCCCAGGUACCAAAGGCCGCCUGGCCCUGUGCCCCCCGCUCCUGGCCCCAGGAACCCCAAGAGCCCAAGGAAAGGAAACAGGUGCCAUUCUCUCUGCUGUGUGACCUUGGGCCGGGACAGCCUCUCUGAGACUUUUGAUCUGCC
Molecule: messenger RNA, 1331 nt
Organism: Herpailurus yagouaroundi (jaguarundi)
Lineage: Eukaryota; Metazoa; Chordata; Mammalia; Carnivora; Felidae
Product: sarcosine dehydrogenase, mitochondrial-like
Exons: 7
Coding region: 504-1316 (270 amino acids)
Cellular component (GO): cytoplasm; mitochondrial matrix; mitochondrion
Molecular function (GO): sarcosine dehydrogenase activity
Source: RefSeq, a predicted model, not a curated record